This is a messenger RNA of Theileria equi strain WA, 6060 nucleotides long. RefSeq lists its product as hypothetical. The record is from RefSeq and is a predicted model, not a curated record. Gene Ontology annotation, molecular function: calcium ion binding. NCBI's taxonomy places the organism in Eukaryota, Apicomplexa, Aconoidasida, Piroplasmida, Theileriidae. The transcript has a single exon. The coding region runs from base 1 to 6060 and encodes 2019 amino acids.
AUGGGUGAACUAGUGGUAGACAUACAUAACAGAUGCACCAGGGUAAAAUGUAAAUGUGCAGGAAAUAAACAAAUCUUAACCGCAAAAGCUGGAUCUCUAAGCGGAAUUAAAGGUUUUGGUUAUUGUACUCAUGAGGUCAUUGGAAAAGCCCAAAUAUCUAUUGUAACCUGGCGAACAGUUGAACUUGCAAGAAAAGGAUUCUUUCGUCCAUUUGAAGGCGCAAGAUCUUUAACUGUUUACUAUCACUCCAGGUUCGAUGGUAAAAAGAAUCUCAUAAAGAAGCCUCUUUUCAUAAGAGUAAAAUAUGAGGGAAACAAAACAUAUUGGUUUGAGAGUCUUGGAAGUUAUGAUAACAAACGAUGGAGAAGACUUGAUCAAAGCGAGUUAAAUGGUUUUCCUGGAGACGAUAGUUAUGCUGAUAAGGCUGAAUUUGAGGAAAGGCUAAAGGAAGUUGCAUGUAGAUUGUUUCUGUUUCAUAUAAUAAGAAUAGACUUAUAUCAGAAGAAUAGUUACCUAUGUCCAAUAUGUACUCGGCAUAUUAAUGUGGAGUUUCGACAAGAGAGUCAUCCUGUUAUAUCUGGAUAUAAAAGGUACAGCUAUGAGGGGUUCACUAAUAACUUUGUGCUUGUCCAUAAGGGAACUCAACUAACCUAUAGGAAGAGGUCAUUAAUAACAGGACUUGGUUACUUUCUCCCAAUUAGGGUCGAAAAGGAUUACAUUGAUAAGGUCUCUGUUUACUACUGGGAUGGAGAUGUUGACCAUAGCAAGCCACUUUUACUUCAGAUUAUAACUACAGGAGAUGUUUCUUACUGGUUUGAGAAUUUCGGUAAACCAGGGGGGAAAUAUGAUAAAUGGAAAGCUAUAGGGAAUGCGGAAUCUAAUGGGUUUAAUUAUUAUGGUUAUCAGCUUAAGGAGAGAUUGGAUGUUCUUAACUGUAUUUAUAAUGAGGUUGUUCAAAUUGAUAUUGGGAAGCAAGUUUGUCAUAACUCUAAGCAUUAUUUACACAGAAACAGGAUGACAUAUACUUGCGGAGAAGAAUAUGGUACAUAUCCAGUAAUCCAUGCUUAUAGGUAUCAGCCAAGUAGAAGCUUCAGUAGAGGGGUGUUUGAUAUCUCGGAUGUCACUGUUAAUGGUCAACAUCAGAAAUUCCAGGAUAAUCCACUACCAUUACAGGGAGUUACCAGGUUAAUGGCAUAUAUAUCUCCUUGUGAUAAGGAAAAGCCGUUUCUCAUAUGUGUAGAGUAUGGUAAAAGUGUUAAUACCAGAGAGAAUAAUACUUAUAAAUGGUACUAUAGAAAAAGCAAAGGAGAUGAGUGGGAGGUGUACCCAGAAUUUACUUCUAUCCAGUCUCCUCGUCAUGUUAAAACCAAACUUGGAGAUAUUUUAGAUGGGCUUAGAGAUACCCUCGGAUUACAGGAGUGUAAUGUAAUAACUGAGGCUGAGGGUAUACAGAUUGAUGUGAGUAAGACGGUAGAUCCAGGAUAUUUUACCACAUACUAUUAUGAAUCUACAGUAACCCAAAAGAAAUAUUCCAUGUUUUUAAAUAAAACAGAAAGAUAUCCUCUAUUUGGUUUCUUUAUGAAUACUCAUAGGGCAAAUACUACGAGUAAAACUUUUACUUUAGGCAAAUUUUUGCAAGGUAAGGGUUAUAUAGUAGCAGGUAAAAAGACUCCUGGUGUAGAGAAUGUACAAGUGUAUUUCUGGCAGGGAUCUCCUAAUAUACCAAUCCUACUCGGAAUUAAGCAACAAAAUAAAGAUCCUAAAUACUAUGGAAAACUUGUGAGUGGAGACACUUGGGGUGACGAUCAAGUGAAUAAGAUGGAUAAACAACAGGCACUGGAUCACCAAAACUGUCAGAUUAACGGUGCUAUUCCCAUUGAGUUGACAAAUCCUGAAGAUCUUCAAGGAUUCCAAUCUAAAGACAAACAAUCUAGUUGUAUGAGGUAUAAGUUUGUACGUAAAUCUGUACAACCACAACUUCCACUCGGAGCUGCUGAGACAUACACUGGAAUAGGAUAUCAAAUUCCAGAUAAGACAAAAAUCUCUAGGGUUACAUAUGGUCUUAAUCCCACUAACAUAACUCCUCCAUACCAAGAAGAAAAACCCUUAUUACAUAUUUACCGCUGGAAAAAUUCCGGAAUACCUCUCCUUGUUGAGUUUAUCACUACACCCAAUGAAUCUGAUUGGUUUGAAAACAUUAAUAGGGAUAGUCUUAGCUGGAAACAUAUCCAUAAGAUAGAAGCGGAUGGAUUUUAUACUACAGGAGACUCAAAUCCCAAACUUACCGAGAAUUUUACCAAGAAGAUAAAUGAGGUUAACUGCAGAGUGCACAGUGUUGUUCAGCUAGAUAUUUCGCUGCAAACAGGGAGCUACUGUCAUAGUCAUAGCGGUAGGAUUAAGGUUACCAAAGAACAAUUAUCUGCAUAUUCUGGUUUUAUUGGUUACAGUCAUGAGCCUACAACUGAGGAUAAUACUUUCAUAGUUUCGUCCAUAUUCUAUGGGAUUCAUAGGCAAGAUACUGGUAAAUUGACUCUUCCUAUAAGAAAUGUUUCAAAGGUCACUGUCUAUUUUCCGGAAUGUAACACCACAAUUCCACUUUUGAUACAUAUUAAAUAUGAUAAAGAAAAGGAAACAUGGUUAAAGAAAACAAAUGACUAUCACAACUGGGAAGAUGUUACUAACGAAAUCCCUGGUGUUAGAACUAACGAAAAAAUUAGGAAUAUUCUGGAACAGGUAAAAGGAGAAACGAAUGCAUGCACAAAACCUAAAACACUUCCUAUACUAAGACAUAGUAGAGUAACAAGUUCUGACACAGGAAAUGCAAAUGAUCCAGCUUUUGGACCAGGACAACAGAUCUCAGAUCAGAAUAAUGGAGAUAAACUAGAUAGCCUAAAUGACAUAUUUAAUGAUACAGAUAUUCUUUAUCAAGAGAGUUUAGAGUUUUUUGGGCCAGAUGACGAAGAAGAGGAUACAAGAAUAAAAAAUGAACAAGCCACUCAUACAUUUGUCAGUGAUUCUCAAUCUUCCAUUAUGGCUCAAUUACUUAAACAUAAUCCCUAUCUUUCCGGCACUAGUAUAAUUAGUCUAUCUCAAGCAGCUUUCACUACACCUAAGGUUAUAAUUGACAUCAAGAAGAGUCCUGAUAAGGAAUAUACUUAUACAGUAAGCAAUAUUGGGGAGGUUUUUCUGCAAAAGGAUGAAGAUCCAUACGGUUCGGGGUUUAACAGAUUCCUGCAUGUCUCUAAUGAGGAUAUACCAUUUGAGGUCGAGAAAGUUGAGUAUAAUGGUGAUGGAAAAAGGGAUAUAAAACCAAAUGGAUUAAUAGAGAGCUAUUCCGUAUGGUAUUGGAAAAAUGACAAUGGAAUGAUAAAUCCACUUUUGGUAGAAAUUGAGAAAUCUGACAAUACUUAUGAAUAUCAUUACAACAAGGGGGGUAAUGAGUGGACUGAGCUUCAGGAAAAUACUCUACCUCCAUUCAAAGAUGAGCCCCUUGAGACUCAACUUGAUGGCCUCAACUGCUAUCUCAACCAAGCUGUUACCAUGGAUCUGUCUGAAUCCAGGAAGAAUGGAGGGCCCUAUUGUUGUAGUUACCAUGAGAGGACUAGUUUAAAGAAGGUUAGUGUUACUAGUGGUUCAGUUAAUGCUCCUGGUUCUGGUACCACAAGGUCUAUUCCAUACUACAAGCAUGAAAUUUCUGGUGGGACUAAGCUAUCAAAGAUAAAGUACUAUAUUGGUGAUGACACUGUUGGAAGUAAAAGAAAGAGUAUAAAGAUUCCUGGCCUUAAAAGUUCUGCAAACGAUUCUGUAAAGAUAUAUGUGUUUUAUUGUUCUAAGGAUAAUCCGGUACUCAUAUAUCUCGACUCAUCUCAACAUGUUAAAGGUUGGUACAGGAAAGACAAGAGCAGCGAUGAAAAACCAUGGAUAAAAGUCUUGGAUAAUCUCUCCACUAAAACACCAGAUAAUAUUAAAAGUUGCAACGAUGAAUUCAAUGAACUUGUGAGUAUACUAAAUUCGUUUGGGUGUGACAACUAUCAAAAAUGUUCUGAUAAUUCCGAUGCAAAAAUUCAAGUACAAGCACAAACAGAUUCUGGAGUGACAGUAGAGCUUAGACAAAAGUCUGGAAACUAUUCUGGAAGUCCAAGUGGAAAGAACAAAAUUAAUGUAGCAGCAUCCGAAGGACCAAAAAACUUCGAUAAGUAUAUUCACACAAUAACAACAUCAUCAAAGCUUGCAGAAAUUAAAGAUGACCAAGAUAGUACUAUAAAAGGGCCUACGGGAAAUAAUGUAUCACUAGUUGCAGCUUAUUAUUGGAAACAUGGGACUAGUAAGAAUCCACUAUUGAUCGAGGUAGAAGAUAAUGGAAACUAUACUUAUUAUGCAAACAGUAAGACAGAUCCUUGGAAGGUUUAUGAUACUAAAAAAUCUGGACAACUUGAUCAGGCUGAGUUAGAGAAGAAACUUACUUUGCUCAAUUGUGAGAUGAAUAACGUUGUUCAAAUAGAUGUUAACAGGACAGAGGGACUAUAUUGUCAUGAACCCGGAGAUUCUCAAAGUCUUCACAAAGAUAAGAAGGUUAAGGUUACUGAGACAGGACAGGGUCAACUUGGAAAGUAUACUGCUUAUUCUCAUACCCCAACUAAUGGAGGAGGAACAUUUAAUAUAUCUGAGCUCAAAAAAGGAGAUAACGUAACACUAACGGGCAUACGAACUCCCGUUAAGAAUGCUUCUGAGGUCGUUGUUUAUAUGUGUCCUAAAAAUGGUAACACUCCUCUUCUCAUUUAUGUGAAAGAAGGCGGUGGUACCAAGAAGUGGUUUAAGAUAUUAGAUUGUGAUUCAAGUGUAAGUACUUGGGAGCGUACAUAUAGCUUAAAUGAUAAGAAAGACACCGAUCAUAGUUCCAUAGUAAACUUUUUGGACGAACUCAAUAGCACAUGCAAACCCCCAGCCAUAACUAUUGACAUUUAUGAGAGAUCUGGAACUGGAAAGCAUACUAUUUAUGGAGGUAACUCUUCAAACGUAUACAUAACUCCAAAUUCUAGUAUAGCUGAGUUUACUGACUCUACCUACAAAGUACAUGGUAGGAACUACUUUACACUCCAGGGUAUAAACUAUAGUAAUAAACCUACUUCUGGAAUUAUAUAUAAUGGAAGUUGCAUCUCAAAGGUCACAUCGGUCUCAGUCUUCUACUGGUCUCAUUUGGAAAAUGAUUCUAGGAAAGGCCCUCCAGAUGAUAGAGGUAAACCUCUUCUCGUUAAGAUAACUACUCAGGACCAUAUCGGAAAAAACAAAGUGGAUAGUUACUAUGAAAAUACUGAUCCUAAGGAAAAUCUAAGUUGGAAGCGUGCUACCGGAGAUCUGCCCGACCAACUUGAGAAAAAACUCAAACUUCUCAAUUGUAGAUUUAACAACGCAAUUGUUAUCGACAUAAAUCAGAAGAGCACUCCUGGACAUUAUGAUGCUUGUGAGACAACUGCUAGGACUAGCAUGGAUCCUAAUCAUGCUACUGACAAGAUGAAAGUUGAUCAGGAUCCUGGCGACACCGGUAAACUACUAAACUACAAGGUUUAUAAGCAUACUCUGAAUGGUAAUGGAAAAUUCCACGUAACAGAAUUCAUUAAUAAUGGUGCUACUUCUAGGGAAACUCUUAAUGGAAUAUCACCUUUGCCCAUUCUAGAUGUGACUGAAGUAAAAGUAUACAUAUGUGAAAAGGAUGAGAGGCCUCUUCUCUUGUACUACAGGAAUGGUGGGAACCAUCACUGGUAUAAGAACAAGGAUACCGGUAAUAGUAAUACUGGUGAAUGGGAAAAGGAAACAUCUGAAUUAUCCACAAGUGAUGAUACCAAUCAGUACGAAAAAAUUCUCGAUGUACUCAAUGGUCUUGAUAGUAGCUGUAGAUCUGAUACCCCUCAAGCCUCUGCUCUUGGUCUUGAACUUGCUACGGGUUCUGCACUAGCUGGAUAUGUCUCUUCAGGUGUUUUUGCCGGAGCUGGUGGUCUUACUGGACUUGGUUGGUGGGCAUUUAAACGUACUAAAGGAGACCCUUGGGUUAGACAGAUUUGA